This is a messenger RNA of Sphaeroforma arctica JP610, 267 nucleotides long. RefSeq lists its product as hypothetical. The transcript has a single exon. The annotation marks the transcript as partial. The record is from RefSeq and is a predicted model, not a curated record. Lineage: Eukaryota; Ichthyosporea; Ichthyophonida.
UCCUACGGCGACAAGUUCAUGAGCUGAGCAAAGCGAACGAAUCCGUUCUCAUCACCAACACACCCACCCACACCGAUACACCCAUAACCGUACCCAAACCCAACACCAACACCAACACCAACCGUAGUACAGCUCGAUACAAUACCAGCAGUACGCGCACAAGCCAGCCCAACCUGAAGGAUAGGGACAUAACACUUAGCAGUCCUAACACUACGCACCCGAGCCAUCGCACGGAUGGGCGGCCCAACACACCAGACCCGCUAUCCG